Molecule: messenger RNA, 2856 nt
Organism: Corylus avellana
Lineage: Eukaryota; Viridiplantae; Streptophyta; Magnoliopsida; Fagales; Betulaceae
Source: RefSeq, a predicted model, not a curated record
AUGGAUCAAAGGACUAAGGUGCUACUGCUACUUGUGUUCAUCAAAUUUUUUCUUAUAGCAGCAGAGACAGACCAAAAUGAUGCUGCUGCUCUAAGGGCUCUCGGGAGUAGUUGGGAAAACACACCAUCCAAUUGGGUGGGCUUUGAUCCUUGUGGCGGUUGGGUAGGAAUUGAGUGCAUCAAUUCACGUGUGACCUCCAUAACGUUGACAAACAUGAAUUUGACGGGCCAGCUAUCAGGAGAUAUCGGAUCGUUAUCUGAGUUACAGACUCUGGAUCUAUCAUCCAACAAACUCAUGACAGGACCACUACCACAAGCAAUUGGGAAUUUGAAGAACCUAUCAUCCUUAUGCCUGACUGGUUGUGGAUUCUCUGGUCCUAUUCCGAACGGAAUCGGAUCUCUGCAGCAGCUACUCUAUCUAGCUCUGACUUCUAAUAGAUUCUCUGGACCAAUUCCAAAUUCAAUUGGUAAUCUGUCCAAUCUCUAUUACUUGGACCUCACAGACAACCAGCUUAGUGGAUCCAUCCCAGUCUCUAGUGGGACUAUACCCGGUCUUGAUAUGCUACUUCAAACGAGGCACUUUCAUCUUGGAAAGAACCAGCUGUCGGGCACAAUUCCGCCUCAACUUUUCAGCUCAAAUAUGAAUGCCAUACAUGUGCUUUUUGAUAAUAAUAAUUUAUCUGGUAUCAUCCCAUCCUCUCUUGGACUUGUGCAGACCUUGGAGGUGGUACGCUUGGAUAGAAAUUCACUAAAUGGUUCUGUGCCUUCAAAUAUCAGUAAUCUUGCAAAUCUUCAUGAGCUGGCCUUGUCCAACAACAGCCUAACUGGCCCCAUGCCCAACCUUACUGGCAUGAACCUGCUGAACUAUUUGGAUAUGGGCAAUAACAGUUUCGAUAUUUCUGAGGUUCCUCCUUGGCUUUCAUCCUUACAGUCUUUGACAACAUUAAUGAUGGAACACACACAACUUGAAGGACCAAUUCCUGCUAACCUGUUCAGCCUUCCCAAUCUACAGAUAGUGGAACUGAGCAACAACCAUCUCAAUGGCACCCUGAAUAUUGGUACAACAUAUAGCAACCUAUUGCAAAGCAUCGAUUUGCAGAACAAUUCUAUCACAAACUUUGAUCCAAUAACUGGAGGAAACAACAUCACCAUAUUACUUGAGGGAAAUCCAACUUGUGAGAACACAGAUCAAAAGACAGAGAGUUACUGCAAUUCUUCCCAAUCAAGUUCCCCAAAUUUGAUGUCACGAAACAACUGUUUGCAAGUUUCCUGCAGUUCGGAUCAGGUUGCCAGCCCCAAGUGCAAAUGUGCCUAUCCAUACAAGGGCACUCUAUUCUUCAGAGCUCUUUCCUCCUUAGACUUGGGAAAUUCAAGUUACUAUGUAGCUGUAGAGGAGUCACUCAUGCAAACUUUUCAAUCCUAUGAUCUUCCUGUGGAUUCAGUUUCUCUGAGUAAUCCCACCAUAGACUCAUUUGGUUACCUUGGAUUGAGCCUGCAAGUUUUCCCAUCAGGAGAUGACCGUUUCAAUAAAACUGGAAUUACUAUGAUUGGAUAUGUUCUUAACAACUUGAGUUUCCGCCCACCACGUCUGUUUGGACCCUAUUUUCUUAUUGCAUCUAUAUAUGAUUACUAUGCAGGUAAUUCUGAGUUUGACAGAUCAAAUAAAAAGGUAAGCAGUGGCAUUAUAAUUGGAGCAGCAGUUGGUGGUUCUAUCCUCCUGUUAUUACUAGUCCUUGCAGGAGUAUAUGCUUACCACCAAAAGAAAAGAGCAAAAAGAGCUACUGAACAGAAUAAUCCCUUUGCAAAUUGGGAUGUGAAUAUGGGAAGUGGUGGUGUUCCCCAAUUGAAAGGAGCCAGGCGGUUCUCUUAUGAAGAGCUUAAGAAAUACACCAACAAUUUUUCGGAAGCGAAUGGCAUUGGAUCCGGAGGUUAUGGGAAGGUCUAUCGGGGAACUCUUUCCACUGGGAAAAUGAUUGCCAUCAAACGAGCUCAAAGAGAUUCUAUGCAGGGAGGCCAUGAAUUCAAAACUGAGAUUGAACUUCUAUCAAGGGUCCAUCACAAGAAUCUUGUCAUCCUUGAGGGUUUCUGUUUUGAGCAAGCUGAACAAAUGCUGGUAUAUGAGCAUGUACCAAAUGGUACUGUGAUGGAUAGUCUUUCAGGGAAGUCGAGAAUCAGGUUGGAUUGGAUGGGGAGACUUAAUGUAGCCAUUGGUACAGCUAGGGGCCUGGUCUAUCUGCAUGAACAUGCGAAUCCUCCCAUUAUACAUAGGGACAUCAAAUCAAGUAACAUCCUACUGGAUGAAAGUUUAAAUGCAAAAGUUGCAGAUUUUGGACUCUCCAAGCCUAAGGUUGACAGCGAAAGGAAUUAUGUCACCACUCAAGUUAAAGGAACACUGGGCUACAUGGAUCCCGAAUAUUACAUGACCCAACAGUUGACUGAGAAAAGUGAUGUAUAUAGCUUUGGAGUGCUAUUGUUGGAGCUCAUAACUGCAAGAAGGCCAAUAGAGCGAGGGAAGCAUAUUGUGAAAGAGGUAAGGGAUGCAAUGGAUAAGACACAAAAGUUAUACAAUCUUCAUGAAAUUCUUGACCCACCCAUUGGUUCAGGAACAACGUUGAAAGGUUUAGAAAAGUUUGUGGACCUAGCAAUGAGGUGUGUUGAAGAAUUAGGAGCCAAAAGGCCUACAAUGGGUGAGGUGGUAAAAGAAAUUGAAAACAUUAUGCAGCUUUCUGGGUUGAACUCCAAUGCUGAAUCCGCAUCAACUUCAGAAACUUUUGAGGAAGCUAGUAAGGGCCAUUCCCACCACCCGUACAGCAAUGAUGGCUUUGAUUAUAGUGGCUCAUUCCCUGCUCCAAGAUAG